Messenger RNA from Phytophthora infestans T30-4, 687 nucleotides. RefSeq lists its product as uncharacterized. The record is from RefSeq and is a predicted model, not a curated record. Bases 1 to 687 code for a protein of 228 amino acids. Gene Ontology annotation, molecular function: rRNA (uridine-N3-)-methyltransferase activity. The transcript has 4 exons. Gene Ontology annotation, cellular component: cytoplasm. NCBI's taxonomy places the organism in Eukaryota, Oomycota, Peronosporomycetes, Peronosporales, Peronosporaceae. Gene Ontology annotation, biological process: rRNA base methylation.
AUGGCCAAGGACAAGAAGAAGCGUCGGCGCAAUGACAAAGCUGAGGUGCACUUUGAUGUGGAUGCGACGCAUCUGGAGAAGGAGAGUUGGCUGGACGGUGCUCAGCCGCUCCAAUCGAUCGUCUUCAACUUCCCGCAUCUUGGAGGAGCGACGGAAGAAGACGUGGCCAACAAUCAGAAGCUCUUGAGAGACUUCUUCUACUCGACGCGCCGAUACCUGCAUCCUACGCAUGGACAAGCGCUCGUCUCACUGCGUAACACUCUGUUUUACAACCGCUGGAAAAUUCAGGAGCAGGCUGCAGCGAGUGGAUUUAAGUUGAAACGCACGGAGGUAUUCGACGCGAGCAUCUACUCUGGCUAUGAGCCUCAACGCACGCACCCAGCAUCGUUCCGAGGUGAACCGCCUUCUACUACUGGAGCUCAUUAUUUCAUCUUCGCACUGGACAAGAGCGUUCAAGUCGUUGACCCACGCCAGCGAGUACCCCAAGAUCUCAAGGCAAACGAACUCGUUUGUGGCAGUGCAGUGAAGAAGCAACAGGAACAAGCGAAGAAGAAGACGACCCCACCAACAAAGAUGAGCUGCCAGCCAUGUGGCCUCACAUUCCGCGACGUCAAGAAGUACAACGGUCACAUGAACUCUGCCAAACACGCCAAGAAGGUCAAGGCACUUAAGAAGAAAAAACACUAG